AUGUCUAAUGACCAAACUCUCGAAUGCGAGUGGGAUCUAUUUCGCAAUCUUGGGUGGUACCUCAAUGGAAGACUACAACGAGCAGAGUCCCCAGUUGAUCACAGGGAACGGCGACACCGCGCUAGAAGGAAGUCUCGUCUCCAAAAAAAAUGCCGCUUCCUCGAGAUAGACUUGCGCAAUGCCCUAAUGCUCAAGAAUUUGGACAUUGGCUUGCCCGAGGAUUCCGGGCUUGAUACAGCGGGACAAAAUGGAUGCGAAAGUUUAGGGCCGAUAAUCCAGCUGCUCGAAUCGCAUGUCAAUGAACACUUUGUUGCCUCACUUUCUCAAUCAGAAGGCCCCGGUGGCUUUUUCUCCUCUUUACCAGCCUUUGAAAAGUACCCAAAGUUAUACCAGUUGAUACAAUAUCUCAAAGUUACAGCGGAGAACCCAACUCUAGCUGCUGGGCCAUUUAAUUUAGUGACAGAGGUGAACGAAAACCCAGCUAUUUUCGCUAUACAGUCGGUUUCCGUGACUCAAGAACUUCUGGACGAACUUAUGCAGUUGAAUGCCUAUUUUCGCCGAUUUCAAUCACAACCGGGAGCAAAUGCCAAUAAACGAUCUAGGACUUCCGCAAGGGAAGGGGAAACGACGAUUGAUAUCUCAGAAGACCUCGGAUUUAGAAAGCAUACUAGUGUUGUUAUCGAGGCACUGCAUCAUUUCCUCCCUUCAUGUCGGGAUUUUCACAAAGUUAUGCUCCAGUUACCAGAGCGAGGAGGUGCAUUGGAUCUAUUCUUAUCGGGUUGCAAAACAAACCAGUGGCAAGAAGUUCGGUGUGAACAUUAUACGCCGAAUCACUCAAUUCCCCAGAUUAACAACCUUUGCGAGACGCUCCAGAAGUACUCAGAUCAGCAGCUUCGACUUGUUGUCAAAGUUCUUCAGGACAAUUCCCAAAAUAUUGACUACUCGCCACAUGCACAUUCGACCCCCAGGCAGUACCCACAUGCUUCGUUUUCAGAAUCUCUUGAAAGAUUGAUCAAACGCAAAAGUCUUCGGAAUAUCAGCUUCAACGAAGAGAUAAAGAUGAAAAAUAAAAGCGAUACAGCGCCCAAAGUUCGAUUCACCCUGAGAGAAAAACGCAUUCUUGCGUUCAGGCUUAGUCUUUGUUUUCUCAACUUUUUCGAUGCCCGGUUUAUGAAAGAAAGCUGGAAUCCCGAUAAAAUCAUGUUCCUCUCCCUACCAGAAUGUAGGUUACAAGAGAGCCAGCUUUAUAUAAGCUGUUCUUUACAAGUUGCUCGUGAGAAGGAAUUGUAUGGCAUUGGUCACCCUGUCCUAACAUCCUUCGCACGGUUGUUACUGGAGAUAGACGAAGGUAUGGUGUGGCCUGGCCUAAAAGAAAACGGUGAUUCUGAUGUCGGACUCAUAUGGAUGGAGCUUUGCAAAUACGUCGAAAGUGCUAAGAGGCUCCGAGGCCAGAGCUCCUAUUUGGAUGCGGUUAGAGAGACGCUCUACUUGCAUCUACACUUGAACGAGACACAAACAAUGAGCGAUUGUGAUGAAGAUUUUGAUAAAAGGGUAAGGGAGUUAAUGUAUACAAAAAUCGUCAGCCUUUUAGCGCUGGAAGUUCCCCCGGAAACUAGGGAACAGUUUAGUCACCUCAUAGAUACUAGUCUACGAGACAGGAAACGACAAAGAUCCGAGAUAGCGGACGCAAACGAGAUUGCUGAUGGACGAAGUUUCAAAAAUCCUCGGGUUCCAAUUCGUCAUCCGGUCAAUAUAGAAUCACACCGAGUCGAUUGUAACCUAGGCUUAGAUGCCGAGGGUGAGCAUAGAUUCGAAAACAUCUCAUGUGGGCACGUUAGCCAAUUAUACACCCGACCCCGAUUUUCGCAACAUCCAGGAGCGUCCAGUAUCCAAAAUCAGCCUCGCCUGUCCAAAUUAUCUCAAGAAAUUCCAAUAGAUAAUAGGUAA
This is a messenger RNA of Orbilia oligospora ATCC 24927, 1947 nucleotides long. RefSeq lists its product as uncharacterized. The transcript has 2 exons. The coding region runs from base 1 to 1947 and encodes 648 amino acids. Lineage: Eukaryota; Fungi; Ascomycota; Orbiliomycetes; Orbiliales; Orbiliaceae. The record is from RefSeq and is a predicted model, not a curated record.